AUGGUCCAGUACUUGAAUUUAUGUGGCUGUGAACAAAAAUGUCGAAGAUCCAUCAAUUUAAUGCAUUAUUCCGAGGAUGAUGAGGAUGAAUUUCUUGAUAACAGAAAACAAAAGAGGCUCAUGAUUAAUUUGAAUGAUCAAAAACCUCUGGAAGAAAUCAUUCAUAAUGAGAUUUGCAAACAUAUGGAAAUAUCGCCGUCACGAAAACGCAAACGGCGUCAACAACUUAUUCCGCGACAUGAUCAUGAAUGUCUCACGUCACCCGAAGCAUAUUAA
Molecule: messenger RNA, 276 nt
Organism: Didymodactylos carnosus
Lineage: Eukaryota; Metazoa; Rotifera; Eurotatoria; Philodinida; Philodinidae
Source: the annotation of a GenBank genome assembly